AUCCUUAGGUUUACGUGGUGAUGAACCAGGUUUCUUGAUGCUAGAUCAGCAGGUUUUGUUGUCCCACCCAUUGCACAUUGCAUACCAUGUUUGCAAUUCAGAGCCAUCCUGAGCUGAACCAAAGAGCUAAACAUUCACACUGUUUGUCCACUCCCUUCCCUGUGAUUCACAGAGUGUCCAUUGUCAGUGUAUUGUCUGUCUGUGUGUGUGAAGCAUGACUGUUUUGGUUCACAGAGAAACUUUGUUGAACAACCGUGUCCUUCAGAUGAGCAGGGCUCCUUCCGUUGUCCUCCGUCCAUGCACUUUGUGCGUGCAUGGACACAGUUACACGCCCAUCCCAGUGCCUGCCCUUGUCUGAGUUUUAAAGUUUGCACUGAGUAACAGACCCUUGAACCUAACACACAUACAAACAUACAAACAGGUGUUACCCCCUCUACUUGCUGCCACUGAGUGUGUGUCUCGCCACAACUCUAAUCAGACAACCUUCGAAUCCUCACCAAUUCUUAGGAAGCCAGUUGGAUUCCCUGGAGCCAGUGAGAUGCCAGCGAGGCAGAUGGACAUGAGAGAGCCCCAAUCAGAUCCCACGCUCGGAUCAAAUGCUAAGAGAAGGAAAAUGGCAGACAAGAUCCUUCCGCAAAGGAUUCGUGAGUUGGUCCCUGAGUCUCAGGCCUACAUGGAUCUUCUGGCAUUUGAGCGCAAACUGGAUCAGACCAUCAUGCGUAAACGUGUGGACAUCCAGGAAGCACUGAAGAGACCAAUGAAGCAGCAAAAACGUAAACUGAGGCUUUACAUAUCCAACACCUUCAACCCUGCCCGACCUGACGCUGAUGACUCUGAUGGCAGCAUUGCAUCAUGGGAGCUGCGAGUAGAGGGGAAGUUGCUAGAUGAUCCAGGGAAGCAGAAGAAGAAAUUCUCUUCAUUUUUUAAGAGCCUGGUGAUCGAGCUGGACAAAGACCUGUAUGGCCCUGACAACCACCUGGUCGAGUGGCACCGUACGCCCACCACCCAGGAGACAGAUGGCUUCCAGGUGAAGAGGCCAGGAGAUGUGAGUGUGCGCUGCACUCUGCUGCUGAUGCUAGACUACCAGCCUCCCCAGUUUAAGCUGGACCCUCGCCUGGCUCGCCUGCUUGGCAUUCACACUCAGACUCGCUCCUGCAUCAUCCAGGCCCUCUGGCAGUAUGUCAAAACCAACAAGCUGCAAGACUCCCAUGACAAGGAGUACAUCAACUGUGACAAGUACUUCCAACAGAUUUUUGACUGCUCUCGACUGAAGUUUUCUGAGAUUCCCCAGCGUCUCACUAACCUCCUCUUACCUCCUGACCCCAUCGUCAUCAACCAUGUCAUCAGUGUGGACCCCAAUGACCAGAAGAAGACGGCCUGCUACGACAUCGAUGUGGAGGUGGAAGACCCCCUGAAGAGCCAGAUGAGCAGCUUCCUCCUCUCCACCGCCAACCAGCAGGAAAUUGCCUCACUCGACAACAAGAUCCAUGAGACUAUUGAAUCCAUCAACCAGCUGAAGAUCCAGAGGGACUUCAUGCUCAGUUUCUCCAGAGAUCCCAAAGGCUACAUCCAGGACUGGCUCAAAUCCCAGAGUCGAGACCUUAAGUUAAUGACAGAUGUGGUGGGGAACCCUGAAGAGGAGAGAAGGGCUGCGUUUUACCAUGAGCCCUGGUCCCAGGAGGCUGUCAGUCGCUACUUCUACUGCAAGAUCCAGCAGAGGCGGCAGGAGCUGGAACAGGCCUUAGCUGUCCGUAACACCUAAACCAAGGCCCUCCUGAAUCCCUGUUUUCUGAGUCAUGUAUGUGUUUGGAUGUGUGUGAGCUCAUCACUGUCAUCUGGUCAAACCAUAUACCUCUAAAAAUUCAUCCAUCCAUCCAUUUUCUGCUGCCUAUCAGGAGUCAGGUUAUAGUGGCAGCAGGUUCAGUAAGGUAGUUCAGACAUCCCUCUCCCCAGCAACAUUUUCCAGAUCCUAGGGGACCCCAAGGUGUUCCCAGGCUAGGUGAGAUAUAUAGUCUCUCUAGCAUAUUCUUAGUCUACCCUGGGGUCUCCUGCCUAUUAGACAUGCCCGGAAAACCUCCACUGCAAGGUGGUCUGGUACAACGCCCGCAUUAUGGCUGACACUGCACAAAUCCACCAGUCAAUCUCAUGCUCCAUUUUACAGCAGCAACUCACUCAAACUCAAAGGAAGCAAUCUACCAAUAUCUGGCAGAGAACCAUGGCCUCAGUACUGGAGGUGCUGACUCUCCUCCCAGCAGCUUUACACUCCUCUACAAUCCAACGCUGUGCAUGAUGAAGCCAACAGAACCACAUCACUUGCAAAAAGCAGAGAAGGGAUUCAGUCCUUAAACUGGACACACUCCUCCCCCCGGCUGCAUCUUGAGACCCUGUCCAUAAAAAUCACACACAGGAUCAGAGACAAGGGACAACCUUGGCAGAGGCUAACACCCACCAGAAACGUGUUUGACUUCUUGCAAAGAAUACAGACACAACUCUCACUCCAGUUAUAUACGGACCAGAAGGCUUGUAACAAAAACCCCAGUAUCCCAUACUCCUGCAGUACCAAAUCCAAGUCCAUCAAACACAUGUAGGCUGACUGCUCCAUUAGACUUGCAAGGAUAAAGAGUUGGUCCACUGUUCCAUGGCCAGGAUGGAGUCUGCAUUGCUCCUUCUGAAUCCGAGGUGUGACAAUCAGUCUGAGCCUGCUUUCCAACUCCCUGUCAUAAGGUUUUCUAAGGAGGCUGAGCAGUGAUACCCCAUUAUUUGACACACACCCACUGAUCCCCCUUUUUAAAUAUGGGGGCUGGUCUGCCAGUCCACAUGCACUGUUCAUGUCCCCCAUGCCACAUUGAAGAGACAUGUCAGCCAAGACAACCAAUAAUGUCCAGAAUCUUGAGCAUCGUUGAGCAUCUCAGGGCUAAUCUCAUCCACACCCGGCGCCUUGCCACUGAGGAGCUUCUCAACUACCUCAGAGACCUCUGCCAAAGAUAUGAGUGAGGCUUCCCUCGAGUCUUCCGACUCUGCCUCCUCCUCAGAGGGCAUGUUAGUUGGGUUCAGGAGUUCCUCAAAAGUGUUCCUUCCACCGCCCGACAUCCCCAGUCAGAAUCAGCAGUUCUCCUCCCAGGAUGAACACAGCCUGGGCCAAGCCCUGCAGAUGGUUUGUAAGAACUCCCUUGCGGCCAACCGAAAGUCCUUCUCCGUAGCCUCUCCAGCCUCCUCCCACAAUGGGGUUUUUGGUACCAAGUACACUUCUGAAUCGCCCUAUUUUCAAACUUGGUUUUUAUUAUGGCCAGUACAUGACUUGCAAGUCAUUCCUUCCAGUCACCCCCCUCAGGGUUACUCCAUCAUUGCCCAUGUAAGCACUGAAGUCCCCCAAAAGAACUAUGAAGUCCCAAGCUGGUGCCCUUUUCAGUACCCCAGGCCAGAUAUUCUGAAAUGAACAGUCAGGGCCUUCCUCUGAGUGACUUGCAGUUGCAAGGAGUCAACCCUCUCAUUUUCUAGGGAGAACUCCAACACAGUGAUUCUCAGCUGAGGCCUUGUGAGUAUCCCCACAUCCAGGAUUUGCAUGCCUACAUCCCCAGCUUUGCCUGCUCACCGGCUUGCAUUGCACCUAGCUCUGAUUCCUAUCCCUACAGGUGGUGGGCCCACAGAGCAGCAACUCCAUAUCAUUUCUUUGAGCUGUGCCCCUCCCUGGGGACCAGUUUGCCUUGGUAGACCCUACCGGGGGCUGUUACCUUGACAACACAGCUCUCAGAAUCACCAGGGCUCACAAACCCCUCCACCAUGUUAAAGAGGGAAUACUCCGAGGGGUUUUGAAAACAGCAAUAACAAGUUUAAUUUAAAAUGGACAGUGCAGACAAGGACAUAUUUUGUAUUAAUGUAUUUUUAUCAGUUAUUUUAAAAAAGUAAAAAAAAAAUAAAACAUCAAAUUUUUCAUUGCCUCUAGUCUUCAAGAAGGCCAGAUUCUCCAAACUGCUAUUCAGCUCAUAAGUGCAGAAAAUAGUCAGAACCAUCCUUCAAUGGGCUUAAAACUGCAGAGAGGUGACCCUCUCAUUCUCUGGGGAGAAAUCCCAGCUGGGGGCUCACACCCUCCUGGUACCUCUCACCCCAGGCAGUCCAGCCCCUCUAAAAGGAGUUUGGUUCCAAAUCCAGUGCUGUGCAUGGAAGCAAGCCCAACUAUAUCUAGUUGGUAUUGCCCCACCUCCCACACCAACUCUGGCUCCUUCUCCACCAUAGAGGUGAGGUUCCUAGAACCAGCUGGGGUUGGCCAUCCAGGUCUCCAGCCUUGCCUGCCAAACGGCAUACAAUGGCCUCGACCGUGGUUCCUUUCCCUGCAAGUGUAGUUUUUAUGGCUGCGCCUGACCAGACCCUAUGGGCCAAAACCUGACCAUCAGACAUUCAUCUGCAAGCUCCCCUCCCAGGUCUUGUUCCAGUAGUGGGCCCCGGUUUUCCUAAUCUGGGUGAGGUGACACAGCUCCAAAACGUCCAAUCCAUUUUCUUGGAAUCACUCUUUGUCUGGCCCCUCCCCCGGGACCAGUUUGCUUUGGAGACCACAGCUCCCAGAAUCACCAGGGCAUGCACACCUGUCCACCACGUUAAGGUGACGAUUCUCUGGACAUUUUUCAGUCAUGUUUGUCUCGGUGAUGACAGUGGAAUUUCUCAGAUUUCCCCAAAGUUUUCAAAUGCAAUUCAAAAUUACAGGAAGUUUUCUCUCGACAGCAGCGAUGUGCAUGCAGAUCUUAGCGCACAUAUGCGUCCACUGUAUAUUUGUCCUAUUUUGUCCAGGACUGUGAGGACACCUUCACUAACCGCAUGGUGGACCGCAAAAGGUCGGCCUCUCAGACCACAAACAUCCUCAGACUCACUGCCUAAUAAACAAGUCUUCAUCACUGCUCUGCUUUAUAAAUAUGUCACUAGCAAAGCCCCAUCCACAUCAAGACAAAGUUUCAACUGGCUGCUCACACACUGUCGUGAUUCUUUGCUCUUAGUGUUUGCUACUGUGCCAGAGGGAAAUGUUUCCAUGUGUUCUCAUUAGAACAGUGUUUUUCAAAGAUUGAUUAAUUACACCAGCAAAGCUGACAUUAGAGUGUGGCACAUUUAAUUCAUUUUCACUUGAAAGUGAGUCAUUUGGAAAACUGCUAGUGUGUCUCAUUUUAGUCUUGCUUGCCAGAUUUGAACCUGAUUUGUUUUUGUUUUGAAGGAAUUCCUACAUCAGUAUUAGGUAAGUUACCUGAUUUAAGUAUUAUCACUUUAACAGCUCCAUGUCAGUUUAUGGCAGGUAUGGUGUUUUCAUGAAGGAGAAAACAAGUAUUGAUCAUCCUAAUAAUAGCUUUUCUUCCUUUAAUCAUAGAAAAAUGACAAAUAUACCUAUAAAUGUUGGACUUGUUGAAUGAUUUGCUUCAUCAGAGUCACUCACUGCCUCUUCCUUGUGUAGUAUUUUGCCAGUUAAUGUUAUGAAGGUGUUACCAAAGGUUACAACAAGAAGAACAGAAUGAUCACUGAAAUAAAGAUGGGCAAAAGUCCAAACCUGGGUUUAAUAAAAAUUGCAAAAAUUACCUUUUCAAAUUGGUUGGGGAAGCAAAUCCAAAUAAUUUGAAUAGUUUCAAAGAGAAUUCCCUCUCAGAUGUUUUCCCCCAUAGCCAAUUAGGCCUUAAGUUACAUUAAACAAACCCUAAAACUGUCAUUGCAAUAAACACUCAAGCCCAGGUUUGGAGAGCUUUGCCCAUUUCUAGAUUUUCUUGUUACAUUAAGAAGAAAAAUGAAGUUUUUUUUCUAGAGAUGUGAAUGUAAAUAUGUUUUUCCCUUAAAAGGGCCAACUGUACAGUAUAUGACAGACUAUUUGUGUGUGUUUGUUUGGGGGAUUUGGGAAAGGGGUGGUUCAGUAUGGGAGCUACAUGAGUUUUGAAUUAGUAGCACAGGAAUGUUAGCGUUCCUCUGUGUACUGUCUGGGAUCGAGAUGGUUUAUUUUAGGUCCAUCUCAUAUCUAUCAUGGGAGCUUGAAGCUGCAACAAAGAAAGACCUCCCUUGUUUUCAAUCUCAGUAGCUGUAACACAUGAUAUAAUCUGCACCGAUCUCAUUUUACAUUUUUUAAAUGACACUUGACUUGUAUGUAUAUGUUGUGAUUUCGGAUGAAGGAUUUCUUCUCAGCAGUCAGUUUCUAGCUGGAACCUUUUCCAGGUUUCUUUGCACUGUGCUGUUACUCUUUGUCAGGUCUCUGUCACAGGUGAUACCCAGCUCACACAAAAAGUCAUUGGAUGAUUUCGCAAUGGCCUAUGCAUGCUCCAUGGACAUUAAUUAAUACAUCCAAUGAGACGAUAUGUAAAUAUAAAAAGCUGGCAUAGCAGUCUGUGUGAUGGGCAAAAGGCUCGUCACAUUCGUUGAAAUGCCUUCUGGAGACUUUUUGCCAAAAAUGAUAUGCCCUACCAGCAACUAACUGUAGGUGUGGUUUUUCUGAAUUGUGUUUUUGUUACUAGGCCUAAGUUAUAUUAACUGCACUCAUUAGAGAAACUGUUGUCUUUAGUAGUAUCUUAGUCCUGUCUGACCCAGAGUGAUUUUUCUUUGUAUGCCCAGGGCAUUCACACUGUUGUCACUAAGUCACUACCGCCCUCUUGUGGAGGAAACUAGACACUGCAACUUCUGGGUCAUCUCAGCUGUAUCUGACACAAUGUUACCAGACUAUACUGUGUCUCCUGUUACUACACCCUGGCAUACUGUUCACAUGUUUGUCCCACUCACCCGCAUGUGUUUCUGAAGAGUGGGAACUGCUGUUUCUCUCUGUUUACACUGUAGUCAGAGGGUCACCGACAGGAGGAUUAUAGUAUACAUAAUACUGUAUAUCUGUAAAAAGCAAAACUUGUUUGGUGACUACAUUCUGCAAAAAGAGAAAUAAAGGGAAAACAGGUGUGACAUUAUAAGACAGCCUGGAUGUAAAUAAAGAAGCGCUUGCCAAAGUUUGUAAAUGC
Messenger RNA from Monopterus albus (swamp eel), 6959 nucleotides. It is a transcript of the gene smarcd3b, whose product is annotated as SWI/SNF related BAF chromatin remodeling complex subunit D3b. The record is from RefSeq and is a predicted model, not a curated record. Lineage: Eukaryota; Metazoa; Chordata; Actinopteri; Synbranchiformes; Synbranchidae. The transcript is spliced from 12 exons. The coding region runs from base 539 to 1762 and encodes 407 amino acids.